Molecule: messenger RNA, 940 nt
Organism: Plectropomus leopardus (leopard coralgrouper)
Lineage: Eukaryota; Metazoa; Chordata; Actinopteri; Perciformes; Serranidae
Gene: ppp1r14bb
Product: protein phosphatase 1, regulatory (inhibitor) subunit 14Bb
Biological process (GO): regulation of phosphorylation; innate immune response
Cellular component (GO): cytoplasm
Molecular function (GO): protein serine/threonine phosphatase inhibitor activity
Source: RefSeq, a predicted model, not a curated record
CCAGUCAGAGAGCGCGCACGCACCUCUCGUGGGGACAGAGAGAAAGACGUGUGAUUUCUCUUUGUACUGAAUGAAGAGUUGAGGCCGGCUCCGCUACCGCUCACCUCUCUUUUUAUAUAAGCAGAGUUUGCAUGCUGUAAAUAGCCCAAUAAGCCGGUUACACUUUACGUUUCACCGCAACCGUCGGUCCUCUUUUGUUUUGUGGAAGCGGCCGAUUACUGCCAAUGUCCCUUUGAGCGAUUUUUUUUGGACAACAAAAGCAUCAGGUCCAACGUUGUUUCUUCGGGGGAAGUCACACAUUGAUCAGCCGGGAUUUUCUCAGUGCGGAGAAGCGAACAGCCACACACCGCUUCGCCUCCUCUCCGUCGCCCCUUUCACACUUCCACAUCUCCGGGGGCGAUUUUUUCUUCCUCGAACCGAGCGACCAUGGCUGCUGUAACGAGCCCGGAGACGAGCCCUCAACCCCGGGUAUAUUUCCAGACGCCGGCCGGCACCACGGAGGAACCGGAGACACCCGUUCGGAAGCAGGGACGCGUAACCGUCAAAUACGACCGUAAGGAGCUGAGGAAGAGACUGAACCUGGAGGAGUGGAUUAUCGACCAGCUAACGGACCUCUACGACUGUGAGGAGGAGGCCAUUCCUGAGCUUGAGAUUGAUGUGGAUGAGCUGCUGGAUAUGCCUAGUGAUGUUGAACGGGGAGCCAGGGUCAAGGACUUACUGGUUGACUGUUUUAAACCUACUGAGGACUUCAUCUCAGAGCUGCUGGACAAGAUCCGAGGGAUGCAGAAGCUGUCCACGCCUCAGAAGAAAUGAUGGCGUCCCUCCUACUCCAUCCCUCCACCCCCACAUCCUCCCUUUCACCUCAGCCCUCACCUGUCGUCUUCCUACUGUGCUUUCCAUCUUUUUAUUUUGACGUCUUCCAUUGCUGAUCUCCAUGAAA